Molecule: messenger RNA, 513 nt
Organism: Perkinsus marinus ATCC 50983
Lineage: Eukaryota; Perkinsozoa; Perkinsida; Perkinsidae
Product: rhomboid protease 3, putative
Exons: 7
Coding region: 1-513 (170 amino acids)
Biological process (GO): proteolysis
Cellular component (GO): membrane
Molecular function (GO): serine-type endopeptidase activity
Source: RefSeq, a predicted model, not a curated record
AUGGCUUACCCUACCUAUGGGAGGUUAGAGGCACAGCUAGGGACUCUGAGGUUCAGUGUGCUCUUCUUGGGAUCGGGUAUUUGUGGCAACCUUCUCUCCUCGGCUGGUCGGGUCUCGGGUGUUGGAGCUAGUACUGCUUGCUAUGGCCUCAUAGGAGCGGAUUUAGCUGUGUCUUGGAUAAUGUGGCCACAUUUUGAUGAGGAGCUCAAGGUUAGAGCCAUGCAACAGUUGAAAGCGAUGGCGAUUGGUUUGAUGAUGUGGGAGAUGCUCCUGCAUGGUGCAGUGGAUCAUCUUGGUCAUCUUGGUGGAUUGAUCGGAGGUCUGUCUAUCAUGCCUCUCAUAGUUCUACGUUCUAAUACGGUUGAUGAUCAUAGGCUGAGAAUUACUCGAUUUGUCGGAGGGUUCGCGUUGACAGCCGUCAUUAUUAUCUGUCUAGCGGCUAUUAUCCUAGCGGGUCGCGCUGCUCAUGGGUCUGCUGAGGAUGAUUACUGUGCAAAGCUGUAUAACAGAUGA